Messenger RNA from Poecilia latipinna (sailfin molly), 1021 nucleotides. It is a transcript of the gene sc5d, whose product is annotated as sterol-C5-desaturase. Gene Ontology annotation, biological process: lipid biosynthetic process. Gene Ontology annotation, molecular function: iron ion binding; oxidoreductase activity. Lineage: Eukaryota; Metazoa; Chordata; Actinopteri; Cyprinodontiformes; Poeciliidae. The record is from RefSeq and is a predicted model, not a curated record. The transcript has 5 exons. The coding region runs from base 108 to 986 and encodes 292 amino acids.
GAAGCAAUGUUUACCUGUGUUGUAAUUGGUCCGUCAGCUUCCUUUAGUCGUCUGCUCACGCCCCUUACCUUUGAUACAGGAUACAAGCAACACAGCGGCAGGAAGCCAUGGACCUGGUGCUGAACGUGGCCGACCACUACGUCCUGACGCCCUACGUCUACCCCGAGUCGUGGGCCGAGGACGGCGCCCUGCGGCAGAUCCUCAGCCUCCUGGUGGUGACCAACCUCGGGGCGGCAAUCUUGUACCUCGGCCUGGGAGCGAUCAGCUACUAUUUCAUCUUUGAUCACAAUCUGAUGAAACAUCCACACUUCCUGGAGAAUCAAGUUCAGAGAGAAAUUAAGUAUGCAAUGACCUCCCUGCCCUGGAUCAGCAUCCCCACCGUGGCCUUGUUCUUUGCUGAGGUCAGAGGUUACAGCAAGCUGUACGACAAUGUCAGCGACUCCCCGCUGGGCUGGUCCGGUCUCUUCCUCAGCAUGAUCUCCUUCCUGUUCUUCACUGACAUGUGUAUCUACUGGAUCCACCGCUUCCUGCACCACAAGCUUAUUUACAAGAUGUUCCACAAGCCACACCACAUUUGGAAGAUCACCACGCCCUUCGCCAGCCACGCCUUCCACCCGGUCGACGGCUUCCUGCAGGGCCUGCCCUACCACAUCUACCCCUUCCUGUUCCCCCUUCACAAGCUGCUCUACCUGGCUCUGUACGUGUUUGUCAACAUCUGGACCAUCUCCAUCCACGACGGCGACUACCGCGUCCCCGCCGGCCUGACCGGCGUCAUCAACGGCUCCGCCCACCACACCGACCAUCACCUCUUCUUUGACUACAACUAUGGCCAGUACUUCACCCUGUGGGACCGGCUGGGAGGCUCCUACAGGCACCCGUCGGCUCUAAUGGGGAAGGGCCCCAUGGAGCUGGUUCGGAAACUGCAGGCGGAGGGAAAGUUGGGGAAACGGGAAGUGAACGGACAUUCUCAGAGGAAAGAGGAGUAGCAGAGUUGGGAUUGAUUGCAGAGACGAUUCGCUAA